AUGGCGGACGAAAUCGAAAGCCGAUUCUCCCCCAACAAGCCGCUUGAGCCUGAUGUCUUCAGCGAACUGGAAUCCAUUAUGCGCCUUCAUGGCCUCUCGGCCGAGGAUCUCUUUUUCAAGUGGGAGUCGUAUUGUAUAAAAUUGGAUCUUGAUGCUCAGGCCCUUAGUCUUGAAGUUCUCAGGAACCUCAAGCAGAGCAUCCAAGAUGAGCUCGAAAACAGCCAUCGAAAAGUUCAGGUCAAGACCGAGAGAAAGGUAGCCAACACACCGAGAGGCACAGCAAAGGGCGGCGAUGUUUUUGGGAUGUUAGAUGGGCUUGUUCCCAGCACUCCAGCGUCGGGGGCAAAGUUGAAUAGGGGUGCUGCGAGUGGCAGUACUGUUAAGAGAAAGACGGAGACGCCAAAGGGGCUGAUGAGCUCGCCAGCUACAGGUAUGAGUGAGCAGCUCAAGUCGUUGAAUGGACUACCGCCCACAUCGUUCAGUGAUCGAGCAAAUCCAGGAGAGACUGUUGAAAUCCUCAACGAUCGCCUCAGUGCAGCCGAACCACCGAUUGCGCCCUUCGCCGAGCCUCGAAUAAAGCUCACAGCUGCCUCAGAUCAAAAGAAGCUGGGAUACAAGCCAUUGGCCAUGAAACUCUCCGAGGCCAGCGAAAUUCUCGAUGACCGGAUCGACAACUUCAUGGCUCUUAUACAGCAGCAUCAUAAGAUCGAUGAGAACGAAUUCGGCAGUGCUGCUGCGCAAAGUACAACUGAGGUCGUGGCUGUUGGCCGUAUCGCUUCUGACUCCUCAGAAGGAAAACUAAAUGCUGCAUCACUGGUUUUGGAAACCUCCAGACGAACAGGGAUGGGCUUGCGGGUACCGCUAAAAAUGGACAACAUCCGCUCAUGGAGCUUCUUCCCCGGCCAAAUCGUCGCUUUUCGGGGUGCCAACGCCUCAGGGAACGAAUUUGUCGUGAAGGAGGUUCUCGAGGUUCCUCUACUUCCUAGUGCUGCAUCUUCGCUUUCUGCACUCGAGGGGCAUCGUGGGAGGUUCCGUGGUGGUCCUGAUGCGAUGGACGAAGAUUCAGAACCUGCACCUUUGAGCAUUCUCUACGCCUCUGGUCCUUAUACCGCUGAUGAUAAUCUCGAUUUUGAGCCACUCCAUGCACUGUGCUGUCAAGCAGGUGAUACUUAUGCAGAUGCGCUUGUCCUCACAGGGCCGUUCCUCGAUAUUGAUCAUCCCCUUAUUGCCACGGGAGAUUUCGAUCUUCCUGAGGAGGCAAAUUUUGACCCCGAUACAGCUACUAUGGCAACAGUAUUUAAAUACCUUGUUGCUCCCGCUUUCAACCGCCUUGCAGCCUCAAACCCGCAAAUCACCAUCAUCCUUGUCCCGUCAGUCCGCGACGUAUUGUCAAAACAUGUCUCAUGGCCUCAAGACUCGAUUCCUCGUAAGGAACUCGGCCUUCCCAAAAUGGUCCGCAUUGUCACGAACCCUAUGACUCUUUCGAUCAACGAACUUGUCCUUGGUGUCUCAUCGCAGGAUGUCCUCUCCCAGCUCCGCUCGGAAGAGGUUGUGUCUCGCGGUGGUGGACAACCUGGCACUGAUCUCAUGAGUCGGUUGUGUCGGUAUCUAGUUGAGCAGCGACAUUACUUCCCGCUGUUUCCUCCUACAGAUCGCUCUAAGUUACCUAAAACUGGCACGGAAGAUGGUUUGGCUACUGGUGCUGGUUUAGAUUUGAGCUAUCUUGAACUGGGAGAGAUGGUGAAUGUCAGGCCAGAUGUCAUGGUCGUGCCGAGUUUACUACCUCCAUUUGCAAAAGUCGUCGAGAGUGUCCUCCUUAUCAAUCCUGGCUGCCUUUCUAAGCGUCGCGGCGCAGGUACCUAUGCACGAAUGACAUUAUAUCCUCCCCCAGUUUCAAAUGGGAGUAGCGAAGAUAUGAUGGGUCAUCAAAUAUACGAUCGUGCUCGUGUAGAGAUUAUCAGAAUAUAG
This is a messenger RNA of Fusarium musae, 1968 nucleotides long. RefSeq lists its product as uncharacterized. Gene Ontology annotation, biological process: DNA replication initiation; DNA replication. The coding region runs from base 1 to 1968 and encodes 655 amino acids. The transcript is spliced from 3 exons. Lineage: Eukaryota; Fungi; Ascomycota; Sordariomycetes; Hypocreales; Nectriaceae. Gene Ontology annotation, molecular function: DNA binding. The record is from RefSeq and is a predicted model, not a curated record. Gene Ontology annotation, cellular component: alpha DNA polymerase:primase complex.